AUGGCCUGGUCCUCCAGCCUGAAGAAACUUCUCGCAGUCUUUGUCUUUACCAGCUUAGCUGUCAGCUCUGAGGCUCCGGUUACAAACCAAACGUUUAAGCAAAAAGGGUGUUCUAAAGACCCAUGUAGUGAACUGGAAUUCUCAGCCACACUGGGGGAUCAACGGAGAUUUAGCUUUGUGAACCGUUGCUGCACAUCUGAUAACUGCAACAAAGAUGACUUAACACUACCACAGGCAUCUGAAGAAGCCAAUGGUAUUCAAUGUCUUGCCUACUAUGCGGAUCCAGGAAUGCUGGGUGUCCCAACUCUCCUAAAUUGCAAGGGAAAUGAGACAAAAUGCGGUUUCGUUAUCGGCACAGCAACGGGAAGCAGUCAUCUCUUUGCCUUUGUGAUGGCUGGAAUGGGCUGUGUGACAGAAAGUGCCUGCAACAGGAGUAUAACUGUUCUCAACAGCACAAAUAUCCUCACCUUCUGCUUGAAUAAGUUUGCUGUGUUUCCAACCAACUCAUCAGUUCCGGAUGAAACUUCUGGCUUUCGACCUGCAUCCAUCUCAACAGUACCAAUGCUGAUUGUUCUCCUCCUGUUGAAAGUCUUGCUUUGA
Molecule: messenger RNA, 600 nt
Organism: Microtus ochrogaster (prairie vole)
Lineage: Eukaryota; Metazoa; Chordata; Mammalia; Rodentia; Cricetidae
Product: protein RoBo-1-like
Exons: 4
Coding region: 1-600 (199 amino acids)
Source: RefSeq, a predicted model, not a curated record